UCGCCUACCGGGACUGCCGAAUGGGCGUUGGAGCGAACAGCGAUGUGGGCGAAACCCUACAUAGCGUCCGCUUCCUUCUCCCUCUACUUUCAUCGCUGCCGGCGAUCUCCCUUUCCGUCUUUGUGGCGCCCUCUCCCCUCCUCCGCUGCCAUUGCUGCCGGUGCCGGCGAUCUCCCUCCCCGCCUGGUGGCGCAUUGUCCCUCGCCUUCGUCCGGCAUUGCUGCCGGGGCCGGCGAUCUUCCUCUCCCUCUGAGUGGCGCCACCUCCAGAUCUUGCCCUCUUGCCGCUUCCUCCAAACCCAUUCUUCUCCUUGCACAACCAGAGAUCCGCAGUACCACAAACACGAUAGAAACCUUACCAGCUUUCUAAAGAUCGGCACGAUGAAGGAUUUGGGACACCACUUCUCGGUCAGUAGUAACCAACUUGUCAAGUUCUUGGCAUGGUUCUUUGAAGAUCGUCCCUCUCCUAUGCUUCGCUUGAGCUUUUCAAUACUGACGGCCAUCUGAUAAUAGGAUCAUUCCAGAUUCUUCUAGAAUUAGUUUUCAUCACGAAUUUUAUCUAAGGAUGGGAUAUUUCAAGAGCUCUUUGCCUGUUUUUUUUAGCAGAUGAUCAGAAAUUAGUCUGCUCAUUUUUAUUUGAAUAUUUCUUCAUGAAGCCUGCAAGCACGGACCUGCCUGGUGAAGUCUUUUGAUGUGUUGAGGCCUUGAGGGUGAUGGAGAUUUUCUUAUUAUCAGCAUGGGCCCAAGGGUCAUAAUUAAGCAAGGGGGGCCUUUGUAUAGUAUUUGGAUUUUUUUGGUCAUAUCUAAUGAACUCUUUAAGUUUCUCCAUUUGGAGGAGGAUA
This is a messenger RNA of Elaeis guineensis (African oil palm), 841 nucleotides long. The record is from RefSeq and is a predicted model, not a curated record. Lineage: Eukaryota; Viridiplantae; Streptophyta; Magnoliopsida; Arecales; Arecaceae.